Messenger RNA from Penicillium bovifimosum, 738 nucleotides. Its product is annotated as CTD kinase subunit gamma. The coding region runs from base 1 to 738 and encodes 245 amino acids. Lineage: Eukaryota; Fungi; Ascomycota; Eurotiomycetes; Eurotiales; Aspergillaceae. Gene Ontology annotation, cellular component: CTDK-1 complex. Gene Ontology annotation, biological process: positive regulation of DNA-templated transcription, elongation; positive regulation of transcription by RNA polymerase I. The record is from RefSeq and is a predicted model, not a curated record. The transcript has 2 exons.
AUGAUGAUUGAUCCUUUCGAGGUGCGCAUGCGGUUUACUACGCAGCUACAGCACCUCAGUGCUGCUGUGACAUCUUCGCAGAAAGCCGCCUAUUUUGCGCUGAAAUACCGUGAUCUUGACGAGGACCUCCACUCGUGUAUUCUAGAGCAACUUGAGCGGAAUAACAUCAACAACCGCGCGAAUAUCAUGUACUUCAUUGAACACCUUUGCGAAAUGGCUAUCAAGGAAAACUACCUCCCAUAUGUGCGCAUGAUGCAGCGAGACAUACUCCGUGUGGUGGACUCGGUCGUUCCCGCCGAUGGCACAGGUGCAGCCAAUGUCAAGCACGUCCGUCACGUCCUAAACGGGCUCCAAGCAAAGCAGGUUCUCAGCGCCGAAACCGUGGCCGAGAUUGACGCUGCUCUGAAAGACCGCGACUCCCACCCCUCCCACCUUGACCUCGAACAAGAUAGUACCGCCGAAGGCAGCAAGCCGAAGUCUGAAAAGCCCCAGCUGCGUCUUGAUAAGAGACAGAUCGAGCAGCGCAUUGAGGAGGACCGCGAGCGCAACAAGCGUCAGCGUGAGAGCAUGUGGGCUAUGACCGGCAGCGACAUCGAUGAGUACAACCAGAUGUGGGAAGAACUCAGUCCGCUUGGCGAGGAUGAUUUCAUUCGAGCUCGCGAAGAGGCGUUGGAGCGCGCGGAGUGCGCUCGCAAACACGAGGAGUUCUAUACGACGCUUUACAGUGCCAAAGACUAA